UUCCAUUCCUGAUGCAUGCUUUGGGGAGGACUCCUGCUUUGACCUUGCUGAUCUUCUUCGCUAUGUUGGUGCCUGAUUCAAGUUGUUCAGUUAAAGGACAGAAGCAGAUGACACAGGAUGGUUCAUUUCCUUUUUCAGACUGUAGUAUCUUCUGCGAUGCAGUGGAUGUCACCGUGGAGAUGGAGAUUAGCACUCCAGUGUCUGUACAGAUAGAUACAAAGGCUUGGCUCUACUGCCCUUCUAGUUCAUCACAAAAAACAGCACUUAUAAUAUGGAAAAUAACCCCCAGAAGCUGGCCUUCCUGCAGACUUCCCUACAGAGCAGAAUUGCAGCAGAUCAGUGAAAAAAUCUGUACUGACCGAAAAAACACCCAGGCCUCCCUGCUUCAGCAGAAUUCUGAUCUUCAGAUCAGCGGAGAGGCCCGUGAGCAGGAUGGACAUUAUUCAUGUCAGAUAGCAACAACUGACGGGAUUUUCCAAACGAGACAUGUCCAAGUGCUGGUCUCCUCUGAAGUAAGCGGCUUUCCAGGGAAAAAUAGAACUGCAGUCUGUGAGACAAUUGCAGGCAAGCCUGCUGUGCAGAUCUUUUGGAUUCCGGAUGGGGAUUGUGUCACUAAGGAUGAAUCACACAGCAAUGGCACCGUGUCUGUCAGGAGCACAUGUCGCUGGAGUCAAGACAAUGGCCAAGAUGUGUUUUGCUUUGUCUCCCAUUUGACUGGCAACCAAACUCUCUCCAUAAAACAGAAUCAAGUAUUUAAAGGUACAACCAUCACCCUGCCUUCCUUGCUGAUCAUUCUCUAUGUGAAACUGGCCAUAAUUCUUCUCAUCAUAGGAUUUGCUUUCUUCCAGAAAAGAAACUAUUUCAGGUAG
Molecule: messenger RNA, 869 nt
Organism: Grammomys surdaster
Lineage: Eukaryota; Metazoa; Chordata; Mammalia; Rodentia; Muridae
Product: cell surface glycoprotein CD200 receptor 3-like
Exons: 5
Coding region: 12-869 (285 amino acids)
Biological process (GO): regulation of neuroinflammatory response
Cellular component (GO): external side of plasma membrane
Molecular function (GO): signaling receptor activity
Source: RefSeq, a predicted model, not a curated record